This is a messenger RNA of Dipodomys spectabilis (banner-tailed kangaroo rat), 1275 nucleotides long. RefSeq names its product tripartite motif-containing protein 43-like. Lineage: Eukaryota; Metazoa; Chordata; Mammalia; Rodentia; Heteromyidae. The record is from RefSeq and is a predicted model, not a curated record. Gene Ontology annotation, molecular function: zinc ion binding; protein binding. Bases 1 to 1275 code for a protein of 424 amino acids. The transcript has a single exon.
AUGGAGUGGGACAUUGCCCAAGCCUUCCAGGAAGAGUUGAGAUGCCCCAUCUGCAUGGAAACCUUUAUCGACCCAGUCACCAUCCACUGUGGGCACAGUUUGUGUCGACCGUGUCUGCGCCUCCUCUGGGAAGAAGCUGAGACUCCAGCCAGGUGCCCUGUGUGCAGGCAACCCUCUCAGCAAGAAGAGCUCAAAACCAACAUUGCCCUACAGAGUCUGGUGUCCAUCAGCCGACAAAUCAGCCUCCGACAAUUCCUGAGCUCCGAGGAGCAUACAUGCUGCACACACAAGGAGACCAAGCAGAUGUUUUGUGAAGUGGACAAGAGCCUGCUGUGUCCUCACUGCUCCCCAUCUCGGGAACAUGAGGCUCACAGACACCAACCUGUCGACUGUAUUGCUGCAGACAAACGAAAGAUUAUUUUAAAGGAAAUGGACACUAUAUGGGAGAAGAUACAAAAAAACCAGAGCAAUAUAUACGAGAAGAGGAACAUCAUCAACCAGUGGGUUUGGUACAUGAAUCUACACAGGGAGAUGACCAAAGAUUUUUAUUCAGCACUGCAUCUGGGUCUCCGGGAGGAGGAAAUACGACUUUCGGAGAUACUCAAAGAGAAAGGAAGAGUCAUCUUUCUGCAACUCAGGACAAUGGAAACCCAAAUGCUUCAGAAAAGCAGUGACCUCAGAAACAUAUAUCAGGAGCUGAUGAAAACCUACCAAAAGCUAGACCUGGAACUCCUGCGGCAUUUAGAAGACACCCUGGAAAGAUGCGAGAGUGCCUUGCUCUUCAUGCCCCAGCUGAAGAAGCCAGAGCUCAGCCCUCCUCCCAUUCCUAGAUUGAUGGAUAACCUCAACCAUUAUCGAGUGGAGAUCACCUAUUGUCAUUUGAUUCAGAAUCAUGAAGAAUCCAACUAUGUUGCUCUUUCAGGAAUCCAAGAGUUCAGCUCUGGGAAACAUUACUGGGAGCUCAGUGUCCAAGGCUUCUCCACCUGGGCUGUGGGCGUCUUCAGAAAUUCAGCAAUAGGGAGCAACCUUAUUCUGAAUGAAUCUGAGGACAUUUUUCUUCUUUUCUCUGGCAAGGGGAACAUUCAUUAUAGUAUCUUUACCACCGCUCCAUUGCUUCCUUACUUUAUAGAGAGACCAGUGGGCCGCAUUGGUGUGUUUCUUGAUCUCGAAAAUGGAAAUGUGAGUUUUGUGAAUGCUACUAAGAAUUCCUUUAUCUGGAGAUACCCAACUAACUCCUUCCAGUAUCCUGUCAAGCCUUGUUUUUUCUCCUGGUAA